Molecule: messenger RNA, 1029 nt
Organism: Clonostachys solani
Lineage: Eukaryota; Fungi; Ascomycota; Sordariomycetes; Hypocreales; Bionectriaceae
Source: the annotation of a GenBank genome assembly
AUGGUCGCUCUGCCAAUCGCCAAGGCUUCCAAUGCCAAAGUGGCCACUGCCCUCCCGCAGGAAAUGGUCGCAGUCUUUGUUGGUGCCACCAGCGGCAUAGGCGAAUUCGCCCUCAAAGCCUUCGCCCAGCAUUCCAAGAAACCUCGCAUCUACUUCGUUGGCCGCUCCCAAGAGGACGCAACUCGCAUUAUAUCCGAGUGCCAGAAGCUCAACGCAAAUGGCCAGUACACAUUCCUCAGGGCCGACGUGAGCCUACUCAACAAGGUCGACGAAGUAUGCCAGCAGAUCUUGUCCAAGGAGACCUACAUCAACCUUCUGUUCCAGACGCAAGGCUCCAUACGCACUGAUAAAACUUCCGAGGGCCUCCCGAUUUCCUACGCUCUCCCCGUUGCGUCCCGCAUCCUGUUCGCCCUGAACCUCCUUCCGGCUAUCCAGGAGGCAACCUCCCUCAAGCGAGUUGUCUCCGUCUUUGCCGCUGGCCAUGAGGGGCCUUUCUCCGAGAGCGAAUGGACAGAGUAUGCGUCAACUCACGGCCUGAUGAAGGCCCGAGCCCAUGUCUCCUCCAUGAUCACCAUGGCCCACAAUGCCAUGGCAAGACGGGCGCCAGACGUCGCCUUCGUGCACAACUAUCCCGGCUCCGUAAAGACCAAGUUUGGGAGAGACGCGACGGGGGUGCUGGGCGGCGUCCUCAAGGUCGCCAACGUGGUUUUCCACGUCGUGCCUGACCGCCUGGUGUUCCAGGCCCCCUCGGUCUGUGGAGAGCAUCAGCUCUACCUUGCUACGAGUGCCAGAUUCCCACCUGCCAAGGGCGAUGCCGCCGGGGUGGCUGUGUCGGACGGUGUGUCUGCGGCCAGGGGCAGCGAUGGUCUGUCGGGGAGUGGCAGCUACAAUGUCAACUACGAUGGCGAGAAUGUUUCCGCUGAUGUCGACGCUCACCUUGCAAAGGCCAAGGCGGACGGUGCCGAGGACAGAAUGUGGACGCACAUAUUGGAGGAGAUCAAACGUAUCACUGGCAAAGCUCGGGAUUGA